AUGAAUGAAAUUUCAGUUACACACGCCGAAGAAGAAAAUGAAGUAGACGCAUCCGGAGAGUCUCCACCUGGAACUUCUGGAGAUUCCGCACCAGGAUCAGCGCCAGGUGGUGCCACGAUAGAAGAAACCAAGAGCACAACAGAUGACGCGAAUGUUGACAAAUCCUGCAAAGACCGUCAUGAUCUCUGCAAAUUCUGGUCAUCCAUCGGCGAAUGCAACACAAAUAAAAAUUGGAUGGAGGACCAUUGCCCAGUAUCUUGUGACGUCUGUAAUGGAGUCACUACUUGUAUCGAUAGACAUCGUCUCUGCGGAUUCUGGGCGACGAUUCGAGAGUGUGAAACCAAUGCGGUUUGGAUGUUGUCGAACUGUCCAAAGGCUUGUAAAGCCUGCAAAGGAAGGUCGGUGACUCUCGGAGGAACUGGGCCAGGUGGAACUUUCAAGGAGGAUGAUUGCACUUUUAUCACGACUAAUGAAGAUACUUCGAUUAGAAAGACUCUGUCAAUCCGUGAUGUCCGUGACUCGAAUGCCAACUUCAACUGUGCUCCAACUCAAGAAACACCAAAUUGCAACAGAAAUCUUUGCUAUCAUUUGAGAUACCGUUCAUUCGAUGGAACCUGCAAUAACCUUGAACGCCCAAUGAUUGGAUCUGCAUUCACCGCUUUGAUGAGACUAAAGAAACCACUUUAUGACAAUGGGCUGAACGCACCAACUUCAUCAUUCCUUCGAAGCAGACCAUCCGCUCGUGAUGCUUCUCGACUUCUUCUCUCUUCGUCGACUCAGAUUCAACAUCACUCGAACGCUCUUCUCAUGCAAUGGGGACAGUUUAUCGCGCACGAUCUGUCGAAAACCACAAUGUUGAAUAAUCAAGAAUGCGCCGCCUGUACAUCUAACAAGGGAAGAUGUACCUCUGUAUUCCUAUCAAGAUCUGAUCCAACAUUCGGACGUUUCAUGUGUCUCCCAGUGGCUAGAUCUACUCCAGUUUGUGGUACCGGCGUCACCAACUUCCGAGAGCAAUUCAAUGAGAACACUGCGUUCAUUGAUGGAUCUAUGAUUUACGGAAGCAGUGAUCGUGAUCAAUUCUUGUUCCGUCAAGGAGCCUUCUUGAAGACCAAACUUAUUAAUAAUCGAGUGUUCCCACCAGUUGAUAAGAACAAUAAUGUGGUUGCUGGAGAUGAUCGUGCCAACAUUUUCGUAGGACUCGCUUCUCUUCAUGUUCUUUACCUCAGACAACAUAACAGAAUCGCUGCAACAUUGCAACGCGUGAACCCUCACUGGGAUCAAGAACGAGUAUUCCACGAGUCGAGAAAGAUUGUGGGAGCAAUGAUCCAAAGAAUCACUUUCACUGAAUACCUUCCCAAAGUUCUCGGAGUUGCUUUCGAGGAAAGAAUCGGAGCUUAUCCAGGAUACGACCCGAAUACCGAUCCAUCUGUUGCCAAUGAGUUCACAUCGUGUGCAUUCCGUUUCGGUCAUGGAAUGAUCCAAGAGUUCUAUCCAUUCCUCAACGAGAAAUUCCAACAUGUCGGAGGAAUUCCGUUCAACGAUGGAAUGUUCAAAUCAACACACAUUUUGACUAAUGGAAUUGACCCAUUGAUUCGUGGAUUGAUGACUCUUCCAGCCAAAAUGCCACAGAGAUUGACGCCUGCUGUUACUGAGAGAAUAUUCGGAAACUCUGAUUUAGGAUCAAUCAAUAUUCAGAGAGGAAGAGAUCACGGAGUGCCACCGUACACCGUUUGGCGCAAAUUCUGUGGACUUCCAGAAGUGAAGGACUUUGAGGAUUUGAGAGCAGUUAUCAGUAACCAGAUUGUGGUGGACAACUUGAAGGUUGUGUAUAAACAUGUUGACGCUAUUGAUAUGUACGUCGGUUCCUUGCUAGAAGACCCAGUGAAGGACGCGCUUGUCGGACCAACCUUGGCCUGUAUCAUCGGAGAACAAUUCAAGAGAACCAGAAAUGGAGACAGAUUAUGGUACGAGAACUCGAAAGUGUUCAGCGGCGAUCAACUCCUCCAAAUCAAGAAAAUCACAAUGUCUCGAGUACUUUGUGAUGCUGGAGAACACUUCCCAAUGGUGCCGAGAAAGGCGUUCUCGGUAUUCAAGCCAACCGCUUCCAAUCUUGUCAAAUGCGAAGAAAUCCCAGACAUUGACUACAAUGCUUGGAAAGAAGAGCUCACUGUCUAA
Molecule: messenger RNA, 2175 nt
Organism: Caenorhabditis remanei
Lineage: Eukaryota; Metazoa; Nematoda; Chromadorea; Rhabditida; Rhabditidae
Exons: 13
Coding region: 1-2175 (724 amino acids)
Biological process (GO): response to oxidative stress
Molecular function (GO): heme binding; peroxidase activity
Source: RefSeq, a predicted model, not a curated record